This is a messenger RNA of Cucurbita pepo subsp. pepo (vegetable marrow), 799 nucleotides long. RefSeq names its product calmodulin-binding protein 25. Gene Ontology annotation, molecular function: calmodulin binding. Gene Ontology annotation, cellular component: nucleus. NCBI's taxonomy places the organism in Eukaryota, Viridiplantae, Streptophyta, Magnoliopsida, Cucurbitales, Cucurbitaceae. Gene Ontology annotation, biological process: response to osmotic stress. The record is from RefSeq and is a predicted model, not a curated record.
CUCUACCAUUUCAUUUCCCCCUUUCACUCCAAUAUUCUUCCAAUUCGUCCAAUUCCAAUUAUUCCAAUGGCCUCCUCUGAUAAUCUCACAACCAUCCUGGAUCCAUGGGCCUUCCGCCCCUCAUUUCAAGACCCAUGGAUUUCCGAUGUCUUCUCCAGAGAAACAGACGCACUCUCCAACCCCAUUCACACCUCCCACUCCGACCUCUUCUCUUCCUUUUUCGACUUAAUUGCCCCUGAUUCUACUCCCACUCCCACUCCCACUCCCACUCCCACUCCCACUCCCACUCCCACUGCUUCAGGAAUCUCCGCCGACCCCCAAAUCCCCUCCCCCAACCCACCCAUCUCUUCCAUCCCCCCCACCGGACGCAAGAUCACCAAGAGGAAGUCCAGAGCCUCCAAGCGGAACCACACCACAUUCAUCACGGCCGACCCGGCUAACUUCCGCCACAUGGUCCAGCAGGUCACCGGAGUCAGAUUUGGCAACUCCCACCUUCAGAUUCCUCCGCUUUUGAAGCCGGAGCCGCAGAGGCCGGCUGGCCGAUUCACUGUCUGCAGCGCUGAUGCGGAUGCGGAUGCUGGACUGCCUACUCUCGACACGUCGGCUUAUUUGCUGAACCACCACCAGCAGAACUCCGGGAGUGGAUCCGAGAUAACUGGGCCGGGUCUUAUCGGGUCGGAUUUUGAUACAUUUUCGUCUUUUCCCACUCUCGAGUCGUGGAAGGCGGUCAUGUGAUGGAUAAUCACUUGUUUUUUCUUUUUUCAUUUUUGGAAAUUAAUAUUUAGUCAUUCAAAAAAAA